This is a messenger RNA of Oncorhynchus tshawytscha (Chinook salmon), 709 nucleotides long. Its product is annotated as transmembrane protein 14C. Gene Ontology annotation, cellular component: mitochondrial membrane. The transcript is spliced from 5 exons. Gene Ontology annotation, biological process: regulation of heme biosynthetic process. Lineage: Eukaryota; Metazoa; Chordata; Actinopteri; Salmoniformes; Salmonidae. The record is from RefSeq and is a predicted model, not a curated record. The coding region runs from base 138 to 461 and encodes 107 amino acids.
CACAAGCUUGUGUUUUACUAUUCAUCCAAAGGUUUCCUAAACUUGACAAUGUAGCCAUCUGCCUUAUAAAUUAAUGCCGAUCGCACACAUGGGCAACUCCAUUGACUCCAUGGGCACUGUUGUCUUAAACUGCUAGAAUGACUGAUUGGGUUGGAUAUGGGUAUGCAGCACUCAUUGCAUCCGGAGGAGUGAUGGGCUAUGUCAAAGCGCGCAGUGUCCCCUCCUUGGCGGCAGGUCUUCUCUUCGGCAGCUUAGCUGGGGUUGGUGCCUACCAGAUAUCACAAGAUCCUACAAAUAUUUGGGUGUCUCUAGUCACAUCAGGAGCCCUGGCAGGUGUGAUGGGAAAGAGAUUCUAUGGUUCCAGGAAGAUGAUGCCUGCUGGAAUGAUGGCAGCAGCAAGUCUACUUAUGGUGGGGAAGCUGGGUGUUGGAAUGCUGCUGCAGAAGCCCCAGGAGUCAUAAUGCACUGAAAUGAAGAAGACGUUCACAGACACCGAUGUCAAAAUCACUACCCUCUCGUGCUUUUCUACGGUCUUAUAUCGUUCACCAAGAAUAUCAGUCAGAUAUGUGAAUGUUAUUUUGGAAAAAUGUAUAAUUGAACACUGAUUUAUGAAAUGACAAGGACUGUCAUGUGUUUUUGUUCAUAUUGUUACGCAGAUUUGUCAUUACGUUACAAGAGAUAAAUGAACCGUGAAGUUGCAUAUAAGGUU